Molecule: messenger RNA, 3771 nt
Organism: Aptenodytes forsteri (emperor penguin)
Lineage: Eukaryota; Metazoa; Chordata; Aves; Sphenisciformes; Spheniscidae
Gene: KIF2A
Product: kinesin family member 2A
Exons: 19
Coding region: 16-2055 (679 amino acids)
Biological process (GO): microtubule-based movement
Molecular function (GO): microtubule binding; microtubule motor activity; ATP binding
Source: RefSeq, a predicted model, not a curated record
CGAAUUCACCAAGCUAUGGUAACAUCCCUAAAUGAAGAUAAUGAAAGCGUAACAGUUGAAUGGAUUGAAAAUGGAGAUACUAAAGGCAAAGAGAUUGACUUGGAGAGCAUAUUUUCACUUAAUCCAGAUCUUGCUCCUGAUGAAGAUAUUGAACCUAGUCCAGAGACACCACCACCACCUACUCCAUCAGCCAAAAUAAACAAAAUUGUGAAGAGUCGACGAACUGUGGCACCUAUUAAGAAUGACACACCUGCCAGAGAUAACAGAGUGGUUGGUUCUGCACGUGCGCGACCUACUCAGCUUCCUGAGCAGUCUUCCUCCUCUCAACAGAAUGGUAGUGUUUCAGAUAUAUCUCCAGUUCAAGCUGCAAAAAAGGAAUUUGGACCCCCUUCACGUAGAAAAUCUAAUUGUGUAAAAGAGGUUGAAAAAUUGCAAGAGAAACGUGAAAAAAGAAGGUUACAGCAGCAGGAACUUAGAGAAAAAAGAGCUCAGGAUGUUGAUGCUACAAACCCAAAUUAUGAAAUUAUGUGUAUGAUAAGAGAUUUCAGGGGAAGUUUAGAUUAUAGACCACUGACAACUGCAGAUCCUAUUGAUGAGCACAGGAUAUGUGUUUGUGUACGAAAACGACCGCUCAAUAAAAAAGAAACUUUAAUGAAAGACCUUGAUGUAAUAACAAUUCCUAGUAAAGAUGUUGUGAUGGUACAUGAACCAAAACAAAAGGUGGAUUUAACAAGGUACCUAGAAAACCAAACUUUUCGAUUUGAUUAUGCCUUUGAUGACACGGCUCCUAAUGAAAUGGUUUACAGGUUUACAGCUCGACCAUUAGUGGAGACCAUAUUUGAAAGGGGAAUGGCCACUUGUUUUGCAUAUGGGCAAACAGGCAGUGGAAAAACCCAUACUAUGGGUGGUGACUUUUCAGGAAAGAACCAAGAUUGUUCUAAAGGAAUAUAUGCACUUGCAGCUCGAGAUGUCUUUUUAAUGCUAAAGAAGCCAAACUAUAAGAAGUUAGAACUUCAAGUAUAUGCAACAUUUUUUGAGAUCUACAGUGGUAAGGUUUUUGACUUGUUGAACAGGAAGACAAAAUUAAGAGUGUUAGAAGAUGGUAAACAGCAAGUCCAGGUGGUGGGAUUACAGGAACGGGAAGUCAAAUGUGUUGAAGAUGUUCUUAAGCUUAUUGAAAUAGGCAACAGCUGCAGGACAUCUGGCCAGACAUCUGCAAAUGCACACUCAUCUCGAAGCCAUGCAGUAUUUCAGAUUAUUCUCAGAAGGAAAGGGAAAUUGCAUGGUAAAUUUUCUCUGAUUGAUUUGGCUGGCAAUGAAAGAGGAGCAGAUACUUCCAGUGCAGAUAGGCAGACGCGACUGGAAGGCGCGGAAAUUAACAAGAGCCUUUUAGCACUCAAGGAGUGCAUUAGAGCCUUAGGCCGAAAUAAACCUCAUACACCCUUCAGAGCAAGUAAACUUACUCAGGUGCUAAGAGAUUCAUUCAUAGGAGAAAACUCCCGUACCUGUAUGAUCGCUACAAUUUCACCAGGGAUGGCAUCAUGUGAAAACACUCUAAAUACGUUGAGAUAUGCAAAUAGGGUGAAGGAGCUGACGGUCGAUCCUAGUGCCGCAGGAGAUAUCCGUCCCAUUAUACACCACACUCCCAAUCAGAUCGAUGACUUGGAAACACAGUGGGGUGUAGGGAGCUCUCCUCAGAGGGAUGAUCUCAAACUGCUUUGUGAACAAAACGAAGAGGAAGUUUCUCCACAGUUGUUUACUUUCCAUGAAGCUGUGUCACAAAUGGUAGAAAUGGAAGAGCAAGUAGUAGAAGACCACAGGGCUGUCUUCCAGGAAUCUAUUAGAUGGCUGGAAGAUGAAAAAGCUCUUCUUGAGAUGACAGAAGAAGUAGACUAUGAUGUGGAUUCUUACGCUACCCAACUUGAAGCAAUUCUAGAGCAAAAAAUUGAUAUUCUGACCGAACUUAGAGAUAAAGUGAAAUCUUUCCGGGCAGCUCUACAAGAGGAGGAACAGGCCAGUAAACAGAUCAACCCGAAAAGACCACGCGCCCUUUGAAAUGGGCCCUUGCUGCUAAAGGAAUCCACGAACCCGUACUGCUGUAGCACACAUUUGUUACAAAACCCAGUGGCCGUAAGAACUCAACUACUUGAAAGUGUAAAAACAUUAGAAAUGUCUGUGGAAAUGUCCUGUUUCUUAUUCACCUGAAUGACAUUUUCAGUUUUGUGUGAAAUGCUCCUAUGAUGUCUACAAAAUGCUUCUAGACCAGACAGCACAACCAUGCAGGGUUCAGAUCUGUGAAGCACUUUGUUUAAAAUAUUUCAUUUAUUCAAAUUGUGAAUUUUAUUGUUUGGAAAUAUUUGCCAUGUUUUUAAUAAUGAAGUAAAACUGUGGCCAUUAAAAAGUCACAGUAUUUCCUUUCGACUAUGUUCAGUUUUAUUACAAAGACCAGCUGUGCAGUUUUAAAUUGUGUUUGCGUGCAUGCACACCUCACUAGUGGUUGUACAUAACUUCUCUUCUACAGACAGCUGUGCUUACCUCUUCCCGUUCUGUGCCUUGAUGAAGGCUACUUAACCCUAACCAUCCUCUCUCUGAAGCACAGCCUUAAUAAACAACAUUCCUUAUUUGUCAAUAUAAAUUACUUUCAUUGUGUGUAUGUUUUUAAUGUGUUUUGAGACUUUUUUUUUUUUAGUGGCUAGUUUCAUUUCACAGGAUGUGCCAUAUCAUUUGAACAGGAACUGCAAGAGCUGUUAGGAGUGGACAAACAGCUGGACAUUCCAUCCUCCUUGUAAAAAUCUGGAAUCUAGAUUUAUUUGAAUACCAUAAAGAAUGGUUAUAUAAUUCUAACGUUUUCUCUGUAAUAAAAAAAAAAAGGAAAAAACAGAACAAAAAAACAAAAAUAUAAAUUAGUUGAUGUAUAAUAAAGGGUAAUGUUUAAGUACUGAGGAGAGUUGUAUCUUAGGAUAAUGCAGAUAUACAGUAUGUGGUAUGGUGUGAUAAUGCUGUCAGAGUAAAGGUACGAUCCGAGCUCUGCGUAUGGAUAGGAUAACUGUCAAAGUUCAGGGAUCCAGCUAAAUACAUACAUAUUGGCCUUUCACAUACUGUUAAAAUUUGGCUUUUGAUGCAUGACAAACUUACAUGUACAUUAACUGUAGUUUGCAGGUAGUUUGAGUAGCUCUGUUGCUUUAAAAAGGUAGCUAAUACCUAUUUUUCCCUUUGUACAGUGCCAGCAGCUGAAAAGUGGGGUGAAAUUGCACCGUUUGGGGAUUUUGCACAAUACCUCUACCUAGCGCUAAUAGAAAUCCCACAAGUACCUGAAUUCUCACGAAGGGCACCAUGUGCAUCAGCACUUUUUAGGUGGUGGCACUCAAGUUAUUUUUGCAAGUCAGUAUCCAAAAAAGAUUGACCUUUCAUGUAAGAACUUCUUGUCAAAUGAAGAAUUGUAGACCUCUCUAGGAGUUCUCCCUGUUUCCAGGAGUUCGUAUCAGCAGACUUUCCCUUGGAACUGUUUAAAAAUUACUUUUGGAAUACAAGCCUGUUUGUUUGUGCCAGGCCUGGAGGGAAAUAAAGGGAAGGCAAUGAAAAGAGAGUUAAAUGAGCCAGGAAUUCUUGUAGUGUUUAAUGUUUGUAUCUCCCAUAGGAAGGUAGGCUAUGGGAAACUCUUGUCGCAUCAUGGUUAAAAAUAAAAAAAAAAAUCCUGUGUGUAAACAUGAAAACUGAAACAAUAAUGUAGAUUUUACAUAAUGUGUUUAAUAAAUUAAGCUAUUAAAUGAA